AUGGAAGAAAAGAACGCUGAGGUGUAUGAGCCUGUGAGGGACAGACCGGAACACACUAAACAGUUAUUGGAGCACCUCACAGAGACUGAAAAGAUUUUUUUAUUUGGUGCCAAACACAAUGAGGCCCAAUUCGAGGUGGUCCACCUCAAGCACCCGAAACGCCGCAAACGCUCUCUUUUCCACGAGGACCAAGACAUAGCCACUUUGAAGCAGCAUCUCAAUGUCCAAGUGACCCCUAGGACCAGUUUCCUAGACCCUCAGUUCCUACUGAUGAGAAGGUGGUCCAACAAUACUGAGACGGUGUUGGACCAGCAUGGUGACGAAGAGUUGGACCAGUGUUACUACAGGAGUGAUAAUGCUGCGUUAUAUCUUUGUGAAGAUGUGAGAGGAGUGAUAAAAUCGAACAACAAUAUCUACACUAUACACCCUUUACCUGAGAGAUUUCAUACUGAAGACUCCAAGUCCCACGUCAUAGUCAAACGUCACGAAACAGAUCAAAAUAACAGUGAUCAACCAACUUGCAUAGAACAGGUAGAUACAAAUAAACCAAUAAGUCCAGAACCCGUCAGAAUAUGGACUAAGCAUAGGAGAAAAAGAGACUUAGAAGAUAAACAAGAGACAAAGGAUUUAGAAGGACUUAAGCUAGACCUAACUCAUAAAAACAAAACUAUAGGAUCGUUUAUCAAAAAACUAGUUAAAGACCCUAAGAGACAAAAACGAGCAAUAAUGCCAGCGAUUUUUGUCGAAACAGCAGUGUUUGUAGACAGAGAUUUGUAUAAACACAUGACAAUAAACUUUCCAAAAGAGACUGAGAGAGAAUUAGUGAGGUUCGUUUUAGCAAUGAUCAAUGCUGUACAGCUUUUGUACCACGACCCGUCUUUGGGGAGGCCAGUGAACUUUAUACUUAAGAGAUUAGAGAUCCUUCAUGAAGACCCGGUGAAUCUGAAGAGACCUCAUGAUAUAGACAGGUUUUUGAGUAAUUUCUGCACGUGGCAAAGACUGGAGAACCCACCUGGGGACAAUGACCCUCUGCACUGGGACCACGCUUUAAUACUUACUGGGUUGGACCUGUAUGUUGUGAACAAGAAUGGCAAAGUCAGCAGUCAAGUCGUGGGUCUAGCCCCGGUAGCUGGUAUGUGCACUGUCACCAGCAGCUGCACAGUGAACGAAGGUCGCCAUUUUGAAAGCGUGUACGUGGUAGCACAUGAAAUCGGACACAAUCUGGGCAUGCGUCACGACGGGCCUUUAGCUGACAACGGCUGCGACCCCAGCGCGUACAUCAUGAGCCCGACCCUGGGCAGCGGCAAGAUCACCUGGUCGCAGUGCAGCAAGAACUAUCUCCAGAAGUUCCUAGACACAGUUCAGUCCCGCUGCCUGCUAGACCACGGCAACUCAGCGGGGCAGUUGGAUCACAGCGCUGAAGGCAUCCUGCCGGGGGAGAGGUUUGAUGCUGAUCAGCAAUGUAUGCUCAAGUACGGUCGCGGAAGUCGCCACGCGGCCGCACAGAACUUAGAAGACGUCUGCCGAGACCUGCACUGUCAGAGGGAGCGAUAUACUUGGACCUCGCACCCCGCGCUGGAGGGAACCAGGUGUGGGGAAGAUAUGUACUGCCGCGGUGGAGAAUGUGUGGAACGUUCUGGAUCAACGUUGAAGCGAGGGUCGUGGGGCAAAUGGUCGGGCUGGUCGGAAUGCGCGUCUGCUUGCCUGGUAGAUGACACCCUGGCUCCGGCGGCCGCUGGCGUGGCUGUGGCUACCAGGAGGUGUAAUAGACCUAGGCAUAACGGCAACAACUAUUGCGGGGGACAUGACAAGAAGUACCAAUCGUGUCAUGCUCAACAGUGUAGUAAUGUACCUCGGAUGACAGUGCGAGAGUUUGCUGAUCAGAUCUGCCUGAGAGCUAGAGAAGUGGACCCUGAUCUCAUCGGGACUGGACUGCAAAGAAUUGAUUCUGACGACGUAAGCAGCGCAUGCGCAGUGUGGUGUGACACCAGGGGAGGCGGCUACAAGUCCAGGGGGUGGAGCCUGCCAGACGGCACGGCUUGCUCCAGGAUGUCCCCCAUGUUCUGCAUUUCUGGAGUUUGUCAGAAAUUCUCUUGUUCUGCCAACGUUGACACAGAGUUCGCACUACGACCAAGCGACUGUGAAUGGGAAGCAUUACAGCUGCAAAGUGCUACACAACAUAGCGUUUCAACAAAAACAUCAGGAACAUGGCGCCGCGCCGUGGGCUCGCAAUGGCGCGCCGCCAGCGGCUGCCACUACCACUGCGUGUCUCCUGGAAGCGGCAUCCGCCUGGUCCGGUCAGCCUCCAGAUCCUUGACCAGCAUACAACUGUGUACACCUGAUACCACGCGCCGAGACCUGGGCUGCACGCAAAGAAAAUCUCCGUACCAAUACGCGACCAUGGUGUGCACCAAGUACAAAGAGAGAGUUAGAAGACUGUCUGGGCUGGGCAUGCAGAUAUCUCCGGCCGUAGAGGACCCCGACCGGCCAUGCCGCAUAGCCUGCCAAGACGAGCGUGUGUCUCAUAGAUUCUACCUGGUGAACGGGCAGGAAGGAUGGUUCCCGCUUGGCACUUCUUGCGGGAAGAAGAACGCUUCUUACUGCGUUAGCGGGAAGUGCUUAGAAUUCGGUCCCGACAACACGCCGCUCUCAGAGAUGGUGUUCACCUUGCCUCUACUCACCCGAAACAGCACCACGCGCGUGACCCGGCGCUCCUCGCGACACAGGCGGAGUCUACACCGAGACAGGAUGACUGUUAAAGCCACCCUCGACGCGCAACACUUGGCCGAUAUCAUUGCUAGGCUGAAUUUGACUGCCAAUUCCCGCGACCACAUCACCUACUACGACAGGAUACCAGACCACAUAGAGCUGGACUUCAACAACCCCAUACACAUCGCGCCAGAAGACACACUCAUCAGGAAGCCUCCUAGACCUACUUGGGACUGA
This is a messenger RNA of Pectinophora gossypiella (pink bollworm), 2946 nucleotides long. RefSeq names its product A disintegrin and metalloproteinase with thrombospondin motifs 16-like (gene stl). The transcript is spliced from 19 exons. The coding region runs from base 1 to 2946 and encodes 981 amino acids. Gene Ontology annotation, molecular function: metalloendopeptidase activity. Lineage: Eukaryota; Metazoa; Arthropoda; Insecta; Lepidoptera; Gelechiidae. Gene Ontology annotation, biological process: extracellular matrix organization; proteolysis. Gene Ontology annotation, cellular component: extracellular matrix. The record is from RefSeq and is a predicted model, not a curated record.